Messenger RNA from Phragmites australis (common reed), 1946 nucleotides. RefSeq lists its product as uncharacterized. The coding region runs from base 76 to 1464 and encodes 462 amino acids. NCBI's taxonomy places the organism in Eukaryota, Viridiplantae, Streptophyta, Magnoliopsida, Poales, Poaceae. Gene Ontology annotation, biological process: regulatory ncRNA-mediated gene silencing. The record is from RefSeq and is a predicted model, not a curated record. The transcript has 3 exons.
UAAAUUUUCUCUCCAAAUCCAAUCCCAUGCCCCCAGAUACCCAAUAUUCAGCACGAUUGCCUCUCCAGCUAAGCGAUGAAGAACCCUAACCCUCGUCCCCAGAAGCCCCCCGCCGCCGGCAAGCCCCCCGCCGCCAUGGCACCCCGCAAGUCUCGCUGGGGUCCACCGCCGCCGGCCACUGCCGGCCCCACCCCAGCCGGAGACAAGGCCGCGUCCACCUCGGCCCGCACCCCGACCCCCACUCACUCAGCGGACUCCAGGCGCCAUCCGGCUCCUCCCGUGCCUUCCCCGCUCGCCCGCAACCCUGCGUCGCCGGCGGCAGCUGCCGCGCUCCGGUCGCCGCAGAUUCAGCCGCCGCCUGGGGAGACCCCUCCCCCGCCGCCCUACGGGUUCCAUAACCUCGACCGCCGCACCAUGCUCCUCGCCGAUGGCACCGUCCGCACCUACUUCGCCCUGCCCCACGACUACCCUUUCGAGCCCGCACCCCUACCACCCUUCCCGCACCUCCUCCCUCGCGCCGCCCCGGACCUCUGGCCGCCGCAUCAGCCGCCGCACAUGCCGAUGCCGCCGCACGACGCGAAGCGCAAGCACCCCGCCGACCCGGACGAGGGCUUCCCGAGGCACCCCAAGCAGCCGCGGCUCGACGCGCCGCAUCACCCUCCGCAGCUGCCGCCACAUGCCGCGGUGGACCGUCACGCGCUCAGGAGGGCGUUCCUGAAGUACGCCAAGAUGCUCAACGAGAGCUCCGCGCAGAGGCGGAGCUACCUCGAGGGCGGCCGUGUCCCUUGUCUCGCCUGUGGCAGGUCUUCUAAGGACUUUGUUGAUGUGCAUGGACUUGUCAUGCAUGCUUGCAACCCACCAAAUGCAGAUUCAUUUGUUGAUCAUCUUGGUUUGCACAAGGCAUUAUGUGUCCUUAUGGGAUGGGAUUAUACAAAAGUCCCUGAAAACUCCAAGGAAUACCAAUCGUUACCUGGUGACCUUGUCCGAGCAAGUAGGGAGGACCUUAUCGUGUGGCCGCCAACUGUUAUCAUUCACAAUACUGCUACUGGGAGGAAGAAAGAUGGUCGCUUCGAGGGUUUAGGGAACAAAGACAUGGAUAAGAAAAUGACAGAGCUAGGGUUUUCUGGUGGCAAGUCGAAGUCCUUGUAUGGAAAGGAAGGGCACUUGGGUUUGACACUUAUCAAGUUCGCAAACAGCCCAGCUGGCUUGAAGGAGGCUGAGCGUCUUGCUGUGUUCCUUGAGAGGCAAGAUCAUGGACGUGUAGGUUGGUCACGUGCACAAGCCGCACGCUCUGUAGAUUCUGAUCAGAACCCUUUACUGGUCGAGACUGAUAAUAGAACAGGUGAGAGAAACAGGAUACUUUAUGGAUACCUAGCUAUUGCAUCAGACCUGGAUGAAUUAGACUCAGAUUCGAGAAAAAGGGCUUUCCUCAAGAGCAGAAUUGAAUUUGACCCAACUGACUAGUCUCUUGUCACAAGGCCCACCUCAUCAGUUUAUUUGCUUUGCACCGAAGGGUGUACACCUAUCUUUGAUGCCAAUUUCAUAGAUUUGUGCUGCUGCUAUGCACGAGACAUCUUACCCUGAAUAUAAUACCUGCACCUAGGAGGGUUAUGAUCAUUUUUCUGGGAACUAUAUAUAUAUUUAUAGUAAGUGUGUUUUCUGGCAAGCGUCUAUUGCUCACUGAUUGAAUUGUCAUCUGGAAGAGUUCUAUCUUCUUCGUUACUAAUAAUUGAUUGCUUCCUAUUUGAAGUGUGAUGUUGGUCUUGCGUAGAGUAUGCCCGGUAGAUGAUCUUUUCAAUGCCUUAUAUUACUUUAAGACAAUGGUGCAUUUCCCUUAAGAGGGUUGUCACUACUUUUUGGUGUUGGUUCGUUGUUCAUUGAAUAUUGGCAGUGAAGAUGUAAUAUAGUUCUUGUUUCUCAAUACUAUUCAGUAUAUCAUUACACUA